AUGGCAGCGAAUCGGGGAGUGACCGUCUUUGUCCUGCUGCUGUACUGCUGUCACAGAGCUGAGCAGCCGGCCCGCAACACUUCAGGUACAGUCACAGUGGACAGAUGGGCUGAUGAAAUUCUAGUCCAAGAGAUACUGAAUCCAAAUAAAUCAUCCAGGGCUGAAACGUCCAGGACAGCAGCAACGAUAUCAACAACAAUACCCAAGAGAAAAGGGCCCAGGAACCACCAGCCUCCCACCCCUACCCCUGGGUCUGACCCUAGAACACUAGGCCUAGAGGAGCUGGCAGGAAUGUUGUCCCUGCAGACAGGUGGAUGGCAGAAGGUAUCCAGUGCUAAUGAUAGUUACCAAGUCAGUGGUCCUGAGGAGUAUGAAAAAAAUAACUCAAAAAUUAAUCACCAUGAACAUUUAUCAAUUCUGGACAAAAUCCUCAAAAAAAUUGGAAAAUUUUCAGGAAAUCUUUCCCGUAAAUUGAAGAAGACGAAGGAGGCUCGAAGAGCAGAGAGUGGUCAGCACGACCAUAAACUCCGAGAGAUCUCCGUAAAGCAAGAAAUUCUGACUGAAUGA
Molecule: messenger RNA, 567 nt
Organism: Molossus molossus (Pallas's mastiff bat)
Lineage: Eukaryota; Metazoa; Chordata; Mammalia; Chiroptera; Molossidae
Product: sperm acrosome-associated protein 7-like
Exons: 7
Coding region: 1-567 (188 amino acids)
Cellular component (GO): acrosomal vesicle
Source: RefSeq, a predicted model, not a curated record